Molecule: messenger RNA, 1299 nt
Organism: Peniophora sp. CBMAI 1063
Lineage: Eukaryota; Fungi; Basidiomycota; Agaricomycetes; Russulales; Peniophoraceae
Source: the annotation of a GenBank genome assembly
AUGUCAGACUGGACUUCGGACUCGAACGAGGCCUUGCACUUGUCUCUCGUGCGGGGCAAGAAAGAUAAGGAAGUACUAGGUGAAGAGGAGAAGUACGAAGACUUUCAUCCCACAUUCACGUAUCCGAUUUAUGGAGAAGACGAGAAGAUAUACGGAUACCGAGACUUGGUUAUAGAUCUUCGGUUUGCUUCAGGCUCGCUGGCGCAGUACCUCGACGUGCGCCACUCCGCGAAAUUGACUGCAUCUGCGUCAAAUACCGUCGACGACGUCAAGGGAACGAUCGAAAAGUACAUCACACCCGACUACUACAAGUCAGAGGCCGACUUCCUGGCUCGCGUCGAAGAAGACGCGGUGGGAUUCAAGCCGGUUGGCGAGAAGAUAUACUCCUACACGCGUCCUAGUCCGUCAUCUCGUUCGAAGGGCAAGAGUGUUGCGACGGCCCUCCCAGCAGAGGACGAAGAUGCCAUUGUGUAUGAGGUUUACCACGCGAAAUGGGACACCCCAGGCUUCAGGGAACACCAUAGACGAAUGCAGACAUUCAUUCUACUCUACGUAGAGGGCGGUUCAUACAUUAGCGAGGAAGAAGAAGAGUGGCAAUUUGUCGUACUCUACGAGAAGCGCAAACGAAGGGAUGCUGAUCACACCGAAACUUAUCACUUCAUCGGCUAUUCGACGCUAUACCCGUUCUUCUGCUUCCCCGACAAGGUUCGACUCCGACUGAGCCAGUUUGUCAUCGUCUCGCCUUUUCAACAUCAGGGCCAUGGCCAGGAACUCUACACGGCGAUCUAUCAAUACGUGUUAUCCCAGCCGCACAUAGGCGAGCUGACAGUCGAAGACCCCGCAGAAGCUUUCGAAGAUCUGCGCGACCGCGUAGAUAUGCGCAUGCUCCUAAAGCAAACUCAAUUCAUGCAGGAAGCCUUUGGCGACUCUAGCCUUGCGUCAGCCGGUGGAGGCAAAGUGGGCGGUGUACGGCCAGGAGGACGCGCGGGAAAGCGCGCUGCGAAAUCCAAGGGCAAGAUGGGCCCCCCGUCGGAUAAGGCGUGGCUCGAGAAGUGGCGCGUUCAAUUCAAAUUGGCCGCCCGCCAAUAUCAUCGCCUCGUUGAGAUGCUGAUCCUUCUUCAUCUGGACCCCGCGGAUACGCUUGCCGCGAAAGCGUACAGGUUACAAGUCAAAGAGCGACUAUACCGCUUCAACUACGAUGCGCUGGCCCAACUAGAGGACAAGGAGCGCUUAGAGAAACUGGAGGAGACCUUCCAGAGCGUAAAGGAGGACUAUCAGCGCAUCCUUGCGACCAUUUAG